Molecule: messenger RNA, 3216 nt
Organism: Sordaria macrospora k-hell
Lineage: Eukaryota; Fungi; Ascomycota; Sordariomycetes; Sordariales; Sordariaceae
Source: RefSeq, a predicted model, not a curated record
AUGGCGCCCUCAGCGUUGCCACAGAAGCGCGCGUUUGGCGAGGCAACAAGCGCCCUCAGCAACAUUCACAAUCUUCCCGCCGCUUCUUCAGAUUCAACCAAGAAAAGACGCCUCGACGAUGUUCCUCCCUCGUCCCGCUUCCGAACUUUCAAGAAUGACGGCAAGGGCAGGAUACCCUCCACGCAACCUAAGAGCGCCUUCGAGAGCGAGGUGCUUGAACGCAUGAGCCAGGACAUUUCCGACCUGAAACAGAACAACUCGGAAAAGGAUCAGGCUUGGGAACGCCCGCCACUACCAGCGACCUACAACCCAGCAACAGACAGUCUCUGCUUUCAGUCCAUCGAGGCCGAAGAGGGAUUCCUCCACGGCGGUCAGGCGACCAUUAAGCUGUUCGGUGUUACUGAGAAUGGAAACUCGGUUCUCCUCCAUGUCAAAGACUUCAAGCAUUACCUCUAUGUCCAAGCCCCCGUAUCGUUUGGUCCCGAUGAUUGCCCCAAGUACAGAACAUUCCUCGAAACCCAGCUCGCCAUGCCCACCCCGGCCAUCCACUCGGUCUCCCUGACGAUGCGCGAGAACAUGUACGGCUUUCAAGGCAACACGCAAAACCCUUAUAUCAAGGUCACCGUCAACGAUCCCAAGUUUCUCCCCAGAGUCCGAAGAUUGAUCGAAACGAACAAGGCAAACUGGAAGGGCAUGUGGAAGAGCGAUGGGUCCAUCAUGACUUUUGAUGAUAUUCAGUACCUGCUUCGGUUCAUGGUCGACUGCUCGAUUGCUGGUAUGUCUUGGGUAGAGGCUCCCGCAGGCAGCUAUCAGCUUGUCACCGAUAAACACUCCAACUGCCAAAUCGAAGCCGAGAUGAGCUACCGUGAUUUAAUAGCACACAAGCCGACUGGUGAAUGGUCUAAGAUGGCCCCUCUGCGAAUUCUCUCCUUCGAUAUCGAGUGCGCUGGCCGCAAGGGUAUCUUUCCCGAACCGCAACACGAUUCCGUCAUCCAGAUCGCCAACAUUGUCACAAAGUACGGAGAGAAGAAGCCAUUUGUUCGGAAUGUGUUCUGUCUCGACACGACUAGCUCGAUUGUGGCUACCCAGAUUCUGUCUUUUGACAGGGAAGAGGACAUGCUUCGCGAAUGGCGCAACUUCCUAGAACAGGUCGAUCCGGAUAUCAUCAUCGGUUACAACAUUGCCAACUUCGAUUUCCCCAAGCAGAUGGGCAAUCGCGACACCAAGGCUACAAAUACCAACGGACGUCUUCAGCUAGACAUGCUACAAUUGGUACAACGCGACUAUCAGCUGAGAAGUUAUACCCUUAACGCUGUCUGCUCAAACUUCCUAGGAGAGCAGAAGGAAGAUGUGCAUCAUUCUAUGAUCACGGAAUUGUUCGAAGGCACACCGGAAUCCAGGCGACGUCUUGCACUUUACUGCUUGAAGGAUGCGUAUCUACCGCAGAGGUUGAUGGACAAGCUAUCAUGUCUAGAAAACUACACCGAAAUGGCAAGAGUCACGGGUGUGCCGUUCAACUUCCUCUUGGCCAGAGGUCAGCAAGUCAAGUUCUUGAGUCAGCUAUUCCGCAAGGCUUUGGAGCAGAAGCUGGUCAUUCCCAAUCUGCGUCCCGAGUCCUCGGAAGAGCAGUACGAAGGUGCUACUGUCAUUGAGCCCACAAGGGGCUACUACGAUGUGCCCAUUGCCACUCUCGAUUUCGCUUCACUGUAUCCCAGUAUCAUGCAGGCACACAACCUCUGCUACACGACUCUCAUCAAAAAGCGGGAUAUCGAGAGGUGGAACUUGAAGAAGGACGAGGACUACAUCGUUACUCCCAACGGAGACAUGUUUGUAACGACUAAGCAGAGGAAAGGUCUCUUGGCACAAAUUCUGGAGGAAUUGCUAUCUGCCAGAAAGCAAGCCAAGCGCGAGUUGGCAGUAGAGAAGGACCCCUUCAAGAAGGCUGUGCUGAACGGUCGUCAGCUGGCCUUGAAGGUCAGUGCCAACUCCGUUUACGGUUUGACAGGUGCCACAAACGGCAAGCUUCCUUGCUUGGAGAUUGCCAGUAGUGUCACCAGUUUCGGUCGCCAAAUGAUUGAGAGGACCAAGAAGGAGGUGGAGGAGCGGUAUACUAUUGCCAAUGGCUAUUCUCACGAUGCUCAGGUCAUCUACGGUGAUACCGAUUCCGUCAUGGUCAAGUUCGGAACCAAGGAUCUUGCCGAGGCCAUGAAGCUCGGCCAAGACGCCUCGGAGUAUGUCUCGGGCAAGUUUGUCAAGCCCAUCAAGUUGGAGUUCGAAAAGGUCUACUUCCCAUACCUGCUCAUCAACAAGAAGCGUUAUGCGGGUCUCUACUGGACCAAGCCUGAGAAGUACGACAAGAUGGACACCAAGGGUAUCGAGACGGUUCGUCGUGACAACUGCUUGCUAGUCCAGACUGUCAUCGAGAAGGUUCUUAGAAUGAUCCUGAUUGACCAAGACGUCCCUGGAGCCGAAGCAUACGUCAAAGACACCAUCGCCGACCUCCUGCAAAACAAGAUCGACAUGUCCAAGCUAGUCAUUACCAAAGCCCUCACCAAAGAGAACUACGACGCCAAGCAAGCCCACGUCGAGCUUGCGCAGCGCAUGAAGAAGCGCGAUGCCGGCUCCGCUCCUGGGCUCGGCGACCGUGUCGCCUACGUCAUGGUGAAAGGCGCGGCGGGCUCCAAGAACUUCGAGCGCUCCGAGGACCCCAUCUACGUGCUCGAGCACAACGUGCCCAUCGACACAAAGUACUACCUGGACAACCAGCUGGCAAAACCGUUGGGCCGCAUCUUCGAGCCCAUCCUGGGUGAGACCAAGGCCAAGUCGUUGCUGACGGGUGACCACACCCGCGUCGUCUCGGUUGCGGCACCCACAGUCGGCGGCCUCAUGAAGUUCGCCAAGAAGACGCAGACGUGCAUGGGCUGCAAGAAACCGUUGACGGGCAAGGAGGAAAGUCAGGGUGCCGUCUGCGCAGACGAUGCGCCGAGAGUGGGCGAGCUGUACAAGAAGACGCUGGAUAAGGUGUCGGAUCUGGAAGUCAGGUUUGGCAGGCUCUGGACCCAGUGUCAGAGGUGCCAGGGGUCGAUGCACUGCGAGGUUAUCUGCAGUAGCAAGGAUUGCCCGAUUUUCUACAUGCGGAUGAAGGCCAAGAAGGAUCUGGAGGAUGCGAAUAAGGAGUUGACGAGGUUUGAUUUUGAUGCGGCUGCCAUGUGGUAA